Molecule: messenger RNA, 1548 nt
Organism: Penicillium chermesinum
Lineage: Eukaryota; Fungi; Ascomycota; Eurotiomycetes; Eurotiales; Aspergillaceae
Product: arylsulfotransferase family protein
Exons: 2
Coding region: 1-1548 (515 amino acids)
Source: RefSeq, a predicted model, not a curated record
AUGAAGGUUCUUGAAGCCCUCGCUUGCGCAUCUGCGCUGCUGCCCCUCGCGACUGCGGACUGGCAGUUCAAGUCUCGUACAGACUUGGCUCCUCCCCGUCUGAACAUCACGAUUCCAGCGACUAAAGAUGUUGAAAAGGGAUAUCUGUUCAUCGCGCCUUUCCCAGGUCAAUUCCCCGAUCCAGAACAUCACGGUCCCCGUCAGGAGGCUCCCUACAUCUUCCGAGAUGAUGGUGAACUGGUAUGGUCUGGGUACACCUACUACUCGAUCUGGACGGCCAACUUCCAAGCGGCCAAAUGGAAGGGCCAGGAUGUGCUCUUCAGCUUUGAGGGUGAUCAUAACCCCGCCUAUGGCCACGGGCAUGGCCACGCCACCUUCCUGAACCAGAAUUACGAGACCAUUCGCGAACUACGGGCAGGCAACCAUAAGCUCAUGGAUAAGCACGAGUUCCAUGUCAUCAAUGAAAAGACUGGGUUGAUCCAGAUCUACCAGCCUAUCCCGACGGACUUGAGUCGAUGGGGCGGUAGUGCCGAGCAGCAGUGGAUUGUGAACGCGAUCAUCCAGGAGGCUGUCCUCCCUCUGAACCCAGGACAAGCAGGCUCCGGUUACAACUCGUCCGACGCCUGGGAUUAUUUCCAUAUAAACUCGGUGGACAAAGACGCUGCAGGUAACUAUCUCAUUUCUGCUCGUGAUGCGUGCGCUGUCCAUAAGAUCAACGGUACCACUGGGGAUAUCAUCUGGCGUCUGGGUGGUCUCAGGUCUGACUUUGAGCUGGGCCCGAACGUCGCGUUCUGCUUCCAGCAUCACGCCCGCUUUAUCUCACAGAGUGAAGACGAGGAGGUCAUCUCCCUCUUCGAUAACUCUGCCCAUGGCACUGAAAACCACCACGGCCACGAGGUUCACACCCACCCCUUCUCCCAGGGCAAGAUUAUCUCGGUGAACACGGCUAAGUGGACGGCCGAGAUCGUGCAGGCCUUCCAGCCCCCCGAUGGACUGCUUGCGAAGUCUCAGGGGAGCACACAAGUCCUCCCCAAUGGCAAUGCACUGGUCAACUGGGGCUCCGAGGGAGCUCUGACCGAGUUCAAGUCGGACGGCACCCCGAUUCUUCAUGCCUACAUGGAUUCUGGUCUUCUCGGAGAAGGAGUCGAGAACUACCGUGCCUUUAGGUACAACUGGACUGGCAUUCCCAACGAGGAGCCUGCGAUCGUGGCCGAAAAGACCCCCUCCGGUACUGCGGUCUAUGUAUCGUGGAAUGGGGAUACCGAGACGGCAAUCUGGCGAUUCUAUGCCAUCACCGACCAAUACGGAUCCCGCUCCUACCUGGGUGAGAGCAAGCGAACUGGCUUUGAGACCUCGUUCUUCUUCGCGGGUCGGACCUACACCCACGUGGCAGCUGAGGCGAUCUCGGUGCAUGGACGUGUUCUCCGGGCGACCCAAGGAGUCCGAGCUCAGGAACAGGUUCUGCCUCCCACCAAUUAUGUCGAUGCUGCGGCAGCUGCAGCCGCAAAGGGACGAUCCAUGUGGCGGCAGGUCGUCCUGCAGGCUUAG